Molecule: messenger RNA, 7668 nt
Organism: Cydia fagiglandana
Lineage: Eukaryota; Metazoa; Arthropoda; Insecta; Lepidoptera; Tortricidae
Gene: Usp7
Product: ubiquitin carboxyl-terminal hydrolase 7-like
Exons: 24
Coding region: 472-3849 (1125 amino acids)
Biological process (GO): protein deubiquitination; regulation of protein stability
Cellular component (GO): nucleus; cytosol
Molecular function (GO): protein binding; cysteine-type deubiquitinase activity
Source: RefSeq, a predicted model, not a curated record
ACAGGGGCCAUCCCUACGGUGAAUGUGAGAGAAUGAGAAAAUGGUGCAUUCGUCGAUCAAACCGGGCCACACAUCCGAAGCCAGAAAUUAAAUUAACCACCAUUUUGUUUAUUUUCGCGUAAAUAAUUAUAAUACUGGAUACUUUAGUGAACAUUUUUACUCGGCCGUAUAAUGAAGUAAUCGAUUCAUUCUGGCGAUGCUUAAAAUAUUAGGAAUGUGCUAUUAGCGUACCAGCGACGUCGGGCCCUUGUGUUGAUCUUUGCAGACGGCCGCGCCGCUUAUAAACGUUACUUCGGCGCAGAGCGCUCUAAUAUCAGAAAACAGCAGUGCAAGACGAAAGGAUUGAGAGCAAACGAAGUGGCCCGUUGCGAUUCUGUCAACGACUCCUCAGGAAAUCCAAAGGGAGCGAUCCCCUGGUAGGAAAUAUCGAAGAGUCGUGGGCGAGAGUCCCCCGUGGCGCGCCCGGCUAACAUGAACCACACGUCUGCUGCGGACAGGCAGCACGACACUAAUGUGAACCAAGUGGAGGAGAUGGAGACACAAGACGUGGAGACCGUAGAUACCGCCACAGAUAAGGAUUGCGACGAGACGGAGACUCUUCUUAUGAAAUGGUCCACUGAUCAGGUGGUCAUGAGUGAGGUUAUGAAGAACCAGGAGACAACAUCUACAGCUAUGGUUCAAGACACCGAAAUGGAGGACGACGAAGCGCGGUCGGAAGCGACCUUCCGCUACACAGUGCAGAACUUCCGUAGCCUCAAGGACUCGGUACUGUCCCCACCCUGCUACGUGCGCAACCUGCCCUGGAAGAUCAUGGUGAUGCCCCGACAGGCGCCCUCUCCCGACCGCCAGCAGCAGAAGUCGCUAGGCUUCUUUCUGCAGUGCAACGGCGAGAGCGAGUCUUCCAGCUGGUCAUGUUACGCCAUGGCGGAGUUGAGACUCAUCUCGCAUAAGCCGGACUGUGAACCGUUUUUUAGGAAGAUACAGCAUUUGUUCUACAGUAAGGAGAAUGAUUGGGGCUUCUCCCACUUCAUGGCGUGGAACGACGUCCUGGACCCGGAGAAGGGUUACAUCAAGGACGACGCCAUCACCCUCGAGGUGCACGUGACGGCGGAGGCGCCCCACGGCGUGUCCUGGGACUCCAAGAAACAUACCGGCUACGUUGGCCUCAAGAACCAGGGUGCGACUUGCUACAUGAAUUCCCUGCUGCAGACCCUGUACUUCACCAACCAACUGAGAAAGGCUGUCUACAAAAUGCCCACGGAGUCGGAUGAUAGUACAAGAUCCGUCGCCUUAGCGCUGCAGCGAGUAUUCUACGAGCUCCAGUUCUCUGACAAGCCCGUCGGGACCAAGAAGCUGACGAAGAGCUUCGGCUGGGAGACCCUGGACUCUUUCAUGCAGCAUGACGUCCAGGAGUUCCUUAGGGUUCUACUCGACAAGUUGGAGAGCAAAAUGAAGGGCACGUGCGUGGAGGGCACGGUGCCCCGCCUGUUCGAGGGCAAGAUGACGUCAUACAUCAAGUGCAAAAACGUCAACGUGUCUAGCACGCGCGUCGAGACCUUCUACGACAUACAACUGAAUAUAAAGGGGAAGAAGAACAUCGACGAGUCGUUCAAAGACUACAUCAGCACGGAGAUGCUGGAUGGUGACAACAAGUACGACGCGGGCGAGCACGGGCUGCAGGAGGCCGAGAAGGGGGUGAUAUUCGCCUCCUUCCCGCCCGUGCUGCAUCUGCACCUCAUGCGGUUCCAGUACGACCCCAUCACGGAUAGCUCCGUCAAGUUCAACGACAGGUUCGAAUUCUACGAGCACAUCAACCUGGACGCGUACCUGCAGGAGAAGCCCGAGACGCCGGCCGACUACACGCUGCACGCUGUGCUCGUGCACUCGGGCGACAACCACGGCGGGCACUACGUCGUCUUCAUCAACCCUAAGGGGGACGGCAAGUGGUGCAAGUUCGACGACGACGUGGUAUCUCGGUGCACGAAGCAGGAGGCCAUCGAGUACAACUACGGAGGCCACGACGAGGACAUGGCGCUCACCGUGCGCCAUUGCACCAACGCCUACAUGUUGGUUUACAUUAGAGAUUCUCAAUUAAAAACAGUGUUGCAAGAAGUAACUCAACCAGACAUUCCGUCUGAGCUUAGCGAGAGACUGGCAGAGGAGAAACGAAUUGAAACUAUCCGUCGCAAGGAGCGCAACGAGGCGCACCUCUACAUGACCGUAAACGUGGUGCUGGAAGACGACUUCGACGGGCACCAGGGCAACGACCUGUACGACCCGGAGCGCGCGCACUACCGCGCCUUCCGCGUGCGCAAGCAGGCCACCGUCGCCGAGCUCAUGGAGAUGCUGGCUGAGAACUUCCGCUACCCGCAGAAGCAUCUCCGCCCGUGGCCGUUCAGUGCGCGCUCUAAUCAGACUUGCAGACCAACCUGCCUAGACAUAAUCAACGAUCAACACAAGACCGUAGCAGACGUGUCCGAGAACACCAACCCCUGGAACAUCUUCCUCGAGAUGCUGCCCCCCGACGCCGGGCUCAGCACCCUGCCCACCUUUGAUAAGGACAAUGAUGUGGUGUUGUUCUUCAAGUUCUAUGAUCCGAAGCAGAAGAGGAUCCAUUAUUGCGGACACCACUAUUUGCCGAUUGCGAGCAAGCUGCCCGAUCUCAUACCGAUACUCAAUAAACGUGCUGGUUUCCCAGCUGAUACUCCCCUAGUACUGUACGAGGAAAUCAAACCCGACUUCGUCGAGAAGAUCAACAAUUACAACGAUCCUCUAGAAAAGUUAACAUGUAUGGCCGGCACAGGUAUGAUGGAUGGCGACAUCAUCGUGUUCGAGCGAGCCGACCACCGGCACGAGGAACUCGAGCUGCCAACCUGCCAGGACUACUUCAAGUACAUCUUCUACAAGGUCGAGGUGCAGUUUGUGGAUAAGACGCUACCCAAUGAUCCGGGAUUCACAAUGGAGUUGUCUAUGCAAAUGCGUUACGAGCAAAUGGCGAGAGCGGUCGGCCAACGGCUCAACGUCGAUCCUUACUUAAUACAGUUCUUCAAGUGUCAGAAUUAUAAGGAUACGCCCGGAUUGCCGCUGCGGUAUUCCUACGACGGCAUACUGAAGGACCUGCUAGUGUACUGUAAACCAAAGUGCCCUAAGAAAUUGUUCUACCAGAUUUUAUCUAUUAAAGUUAACGAAUUGGACAAUAAGAAACAGUUCAAAUGUUUAUGGGUUGGUCCUAAUUAUAAAGAAGAUAAAGAAUUAAUUUUAUAUCCAAACAAAGGUGGCAAAGUAGCAGACAUAUUAGAAGAAGCGGCUAAAGUUGUUGAAAUGUCUCCCGACGGGUCGGGCAGAUUACGGAUCGUGGAGGUGUCGUGUCACAAAGUGUUGCCCGGGCCCGACCCCGAGCUGACGCUCGACCAGGUCACCAUAGCGCCGCCCAGGCUCUACAGAAUAGAGGAGAUACCUCAGGACGAGUUGAAUCUACAGGAGGACGAGGCGUUAGUGCCGUGCGCUCACUUCCACAAGCAGGUGUACGCGACGUUCGGCAUCCCGUUCUACACGCGCGUGAAGCACCUCGAGCCGUUCCAGGCCGUCAAAGACCGGCUGCAGGCCAAGCUCGACAUACCCAACAAGGAGUGGGAAAAGUACAAUUUCGCUAUAGUGACAAAUGGCAGACCUAACUACAUAAGUGAAGGAGCGACAAUAAACAUAUUCGACUUCAGGCCGAGUAGUAACGCAAAUCUGUCGCUUCCAGACGCGACGGGGCGGCCGUGGCUCGGGCUGGACCACAUCAACAAGACGCCGAAGCGCUCGCGCGUCAACUACCUGGAGAAGGCCAUCAAGAUCUACAACUGAGCGUGCGCCGCCCCCACCCCGCCGCGCCGCCGGGACCGCGCUAGGGCCCCGAUACUUAUGUAAAUACGAUUCACUUUCGUUACCGACUUUGUCUGUUAUCUAUUUAUGACGUUUGGAAGCAGAUCGAUAUCAUUUCCAUAUUUUUGCAAUGCGGUGGAGUCCAUGUUUUAUACAUUAGUAGAUUAGACCAUAUUGUAUGUACAUAUUUUGUAAUUUUAAAACGCAUAUUUAUAUGGGCCCUAGACGUAACCGUUUUUCGAGUGAAUGUAACUAAGCGCCGGGCGGUAUCACAGGCUCCUGAACUAAUAUAUGUGCGACAUAAUUCAAGCAUAAGAUUGUACUUUCAUCAAUAAGUAGAGCGGACGCGGCGCCGUAUGACAAUUAAAACCGCGAAAUUAUAUCAAGCCGCAUUUUGAUGAUGGUGUGUUUAUAACGCCGUUUUUUGUUCAUAACCGACUCUCUAUCUAUCAUAUCUAUACAUAUUUCAUUAGUUCAGUUGUGUGUUGGUGCCUCCCUGUUAAAUUUAUAAAAUAGGAGGAACGUACGUCAAAUGUUUAAGUGCUUGACACUAUCCGAUUAAUUGCCACUUUCAUACUUAAUACAUAGUGAAAAAGUUGGUUAAUUGUUGGAAUUAGAUUGUCAAAUACAUACUAGGAUGUUUAGACAGUACGGCCUAGCAGCUGGGUACAGUCCGCGUCGACGUAAGUUAUGUUCACUCGACCACAAACACCAGUUCGACCUGUACCGCGCUAUUUAUUAUCUAUUUAUAUAUAUUUGGACCAUAGGUGACAUUCAUUGUUGUUUAAUAAUUGGAAUCAGUAGUCCUGCUAGCAGAUGUACGUAACAUUGUUUUUUAUAAUUGAACGAUUAGCCGAAUUACUUUUCUAAACAUUGUGUAGGCCAAUCAUUCUAUAAUAUAUCCCUCGUUACAGUCAUGUUGUAGAAGUAGUCUAAACUAAAAUGACGGGCUCCUGGCUCACUUGUAAAUUUGUUUUAAAGAAAUUACUAAACCAUUUAAAAACCAAAUGCUUUCAAUUAGUUCUAAAACGCCAGACACCACGAGAGUUAAAGCGUGCAUAAUGACUGACUGACCUAAAAUCAGAGUGCCUAUCGCGGCCUUUUAUUUUUUCGUCUAUUUGUCUUUCUAUCGCUGAAAUAUGCGAAAGCGGCAGAGAUGCAGAUAACGAGAUUUCGAUUUUCGAUGUUCGCGGUAGCCCUUCAAGUCAAAUUCAUUAGUGUAUAUGUUUCAUCCCCUUAUUACUAUUGAAUAAGUCGACUAAGAGCAUUCAUCUACUGUUAAUUCAUCAAGACUAUCUUCUAAGUCACCACUAGAAAAAGCGACUUUGCAUACGUUUAAAUUUAGAAAAUAAUGCAAAAGGAGAAGUGCGUUUCAGAUGAUAAGCGGAUACUCUUUUUAUUUCUCACUAGACGUGUAAGCGUUGUGAAGCAUUUUAUUGUGCAGCUAAAUAACCUUAUAACGGUCAGGCAAUGAGUCAUUUUAGCGUAGACAGUAUCGAACUUGGUAAGUGAAUGUCGGUUAUGUUCAAAGUAUCUCAGUUUGGUAUUGCCUUUUAGCAUUUCCAGUGUCGAAAAUCGUGUUUGGCCUCCCCCAAUACUUAGAAUGUCGAAUAAACUUUAUUUAUACUUAAGCACUGACUGGUCGGUCGGUCGCACGUUGCCGGACGACCGGGGGCGACUACUGACCGACCGGUAGCAUUUUUGGUGAUUCGACUCGAGCUCAGCAUUUCUACAGAGUAUACAGCAUUAUUUAGAUACGAGUUUGUACUAUGGAGAUAUAUUAUAACGAUGUUUAAGGGUAUUAUUAUAUGUAUAUAGUCAAAUGUGCCUGUGUGUGGUCGCUUUUUGGUAUACGUGGCCUAUAGUCGUUUGCGACAAGUCGGCGACACGCAUUUUAUUUACGAAUUCUCGGUGGUAAGAUGUAGAUGUUCCUUAUCUCUGGGUGACCGUCCAUCAAAACAGAAUAUUACAGCUGCAGUGAGCAAUCCUUUGCUAUCCUAUUUUCUUGGAAACGUUCGUAUUUAUCAUGCUACUGCAGUCAACCUCAAUACUUUUUAAUUUAUACUGAGACUGACUGAAAUAACAUACACACGUCUGUGCGAUUCCGUGAAAAUACGAUGGUAAAGGAUUAUUCAGUACAUCUGUAUAUAAUAUUUGAACUGAAUGGGGGAGGCACCUGUCAAUUUUAGCGUCUUAGGCAUUGUCGAAUUCCCUACAUAAAAACGAACCAUCGUUGAGUAUUUACAAUUAGCUUUUACCGGCCUCUCUCAUUCAACGUGGGUUGUAUUAUAAUUACUAUCAUUAAAUAUUAAAUGCUUCAUAUAGCAAGAAUAAAAUCAUGAAAUGUAUGUAAUAAUCAAUUUUAUUGAAGAAAAAAAUUCGCUUUAAUGAAAUAAUAAUAAGUGGUACGGAAUGUAUUUUAGUAAGUAAUUGCUCGAAGUAUUGUCUAUCAAGGCAGAUAUGUGGUCUAGACAAAGUGACCACCUCUGUAUUCCACUGUAUAAAAGUAUUAAAUGGCAUUAACGGUAGAUUUGGUAAAUAAUCUAUACCAUAAUAUUAUAGUUCGUUUUUUUUAGCAUUAGAAAGAACUUGCAAGAAGGUAAGCGAUCUUGAAAAGUCUUUUAAUUGAAAAACGCUUUUUAAAAAUUAAAAACUUAUUACUUAUGAAAGCAGAAGAAUAUAAAUGAUCGUAUUAGAUUCAUAAUUGUUACAUAUAUGCCGUAAUUUAUUUUUAAAAUGUGUUUUUCAAAGACACAUCAAGAUUGUUUACCUUAUUUCUAAUGCUAAAAAAACGAACUAUAGAUCCAAUGAGGGUUUCCGCGAUCGAGUUUUUCACUAGAUGACAGCCCCGUGGCGAGAGGUCUAGCUGUCAUAAUCCACCAAUCAUGUUUAACCAUGUUUUUUUUAUUGAUGGAUUUUGACAGCAGCUGUCCAAAAGACCUCGUCACGGUGCUGCCAUCUAGUAAAAAUCUCGAUCGCGGGAACCCUAAUUGAAUUUACUAGUGCCAAACUGCGUUAGGUAAUGAAAGUCUUGUUAAGAACGUAAUAAAGAUGAAUUUGGGAUUUGCUUUGUUUGGUAGACGGUCACCCAUAGUCGCGCUUGAUCCGCAUACUUUAAUAACAUAGACUAAAAUAAUAUUGUUAUCAUUUAUACUGUCUGUAAUACUUAAUUAUUAUGUUACGUCAUUUUAUCAUGUGUUGAACCUUGACCAUUGAAUGCUCUCAUAGACAAUCCUAAUAAAAUUUCAUUAUAGUUUUUUUUUUUCUAUUAGCAUCAUCGAAUCAAAUUUAAUCCCCAUUGUGAUAAAAUAGUAACUAUUAGUGAGGCUUGUACAUAAUAGCUCCUGCACAUAACUAUCGCGGACCUGUAGGUUUCAGCUUUUUUCUAACUUAAAAAAAACUAACGAUACGUGAGUUCUUAUGUAACCUGUUUUAUAUAAAAUAUUGAAGUGUGGAUAGUAUAAAAUAUUCUGAUUGUCGAAUCACCAAAAGGCGGCGCCGGGACCCGGCGCGGCCGCAGCACCUAUGUAACUAGCACCACAUUGUUAAGGCUGAAAGCCGCUCAGAACAUCCGAACGUGUAUAAUGUUACUAUUUAAUUUUAAACUAAUUUUUUGCCGGAAAUAAUAGUGGCAAAUGGGAUUAUAGUUUCAUAGUUGAUUCACUAUUUAGACCCGUCUGUAGGAUUCGGACCUCGAGCAGAGUUCCGUGACAACUUACCUACAAACUAUUGGAGGGAGUUCCAAUGUUUGUUAUGUUGGAUGUGAAUGUUUCACUGAAUAUAAUCCUAUAUUUGUUUACA